Messenger RNA from Fonticula alba, 2277 nucleotides. RefSeq lists its product as hypothetical. The record is from RefSeq and is a predicted model, not a curated record. Gene Ontology annotation, biological process: tricarboxylic acid cycle. Lineage: Eukaryota; Rotosphaerida; Fonticulaceae. The coding region runs from base 272 to 2044 and encodes 590 amino acids. Gene Ontology annotation, molecular function: acyltransferase activity, acyl groups converted into alkyl on transfer. The transcript has 8 exons.
CUCCGGGUGGGGGCGCUCUCCUGGGCGCGACGCGAUCUCCCUCCGUGCUCCAUUCGCUCGGGCUGUCCCUGUUUCCCCGCCCUCGCCCUCGUUGUUCUUGCUGUCCCCCCAGCCCCUCCCCCCGGGAUAUCCCGGUCUGCUCCUGCUGCCCCUCUUGACCCUGCUCUGCAGCGCCUGAGCCGCUGACCAAUCCUCCGUCCGACCACAAAGUACUGGAUACACACACACACACACACUCAGACACGCCCACGCGCAGAGAGAAAGAGAUACCAUGUCCGCCAAUGAGUGGCCUUUCGCCAGAUUUUUCCAGAGUGGCGGAGCCUCUGCCGCUGGUGACAUCCUUGCUCAGCAGCGUCUGCACUCGCUGGCCAACCACCUGCAGACCGCCCCCGCCGCGCCGGACUAUCAAGAGACUCUGACCGUGGUGGACAAUCGCACCGGCAAGACGCACACCAUUCCCAUCCGCCAUGGCCACAUCGUCAAUGCCUCGGAUCUGGCGAAGAUCACCGCCCCCGGGCCCCUGCCCGGCCCCUACCCCGCGCCGGCUGUGGAGAAGACCGCCACUUCGGCCGAGGAGCCUGCCGCCGGCGGCGGGCCGGGGCUGCUCAUUUUCGACCCGGCCCUGGCCAGCAUUGCCGUGGCCCAGUCGUCCAUCUCCUUCGUCGAUGGCGAGAAGGGCAUCCUCCGGUACCGGGGCAUCCCGAUCGAGGACAUCGCCAAGAACUUUGACAUGUGCCAGGUGGCGCACUUGCUGCUGUUCGGCCAGGCCCCCGCCACGCCGGAAAAGCGCCGCGAGUGGCAGCAGAUCCUCAGCCCGGCGGCCACGCCGGACAACAUGGCCUCCCUGGCCCGGCUGAUCUUCUCCCUGCCUACCUCCGGCCACCCGAUGUCCAUGUUCAUCAGCGGUCUGGGUGCCAUGUCUGCCCUCCACUCGGAUUCGAACCCGGCUCUCUCGUCGUCGGGCCACAACUACUUCCGCAACAACCCAGCCGAGGCGGACCGGCAGAUCGAGCGGAUCCUUCGCCAAUCGCCGGUCCUGGCGGCGCUCAUCUUCCGCCGGUGCAAGUACCGCGCCGAGGGGGCCAGCAUCGAGGCGACCAUGGCCGCCGAGGCCGGGCGCCUGAGCCCCGCCGAGGAGCGCACCUUCUCCGAAGUGUCUUCCGCCCAGGCGAUGGCCUCUUUCACGGCGCAGAAGCUCAUCGACGAGCCGCUCGCACGCGACGCCCUCGCCGCGGUGGCCGCCGCCUCGAGCCACGCCCAGGCCCAGGGCUGGGACUAUGCCACCACCUUCCUGGCCAUGUCCGGUCUCGGCAUGGGUGCCGACCGGAGCCUGCCCCCGCCGGAGGCCUUCUCCAAGGCCCUGGACCUGCUGUUUGUCCUGCACGCCGAGCAUGAGCUCAACUGCUCCACUUCGGCCAUGCGGCACAUUUCCUCGUCGGCGGUGGACCCGUACAGCGCCGUGGCCGGGUCGGCCUCCGCCCUGUAUGGGCCCCUGCAUGGGGGUGCCUGCGAGGCGGUCCUUCGCAUGCUGGAGGAGAUCGGCCACGUGGACCAGGUCCCCGGGUACCUGGAGAAGGUCAAGCGCCGGGAAUGCCUGCUCAUGGGCUUCGGCCACCGGGUGUACAAGAACUAUGAUCCGCGCGCGCGGCAGGCGGCCGAGGCGGCUCGCGAUGUGGUCGACACGCUGGCCGCGCUGGCCGACGCCGGCCCCAAGUCCGACAUCGCCGGUCAGACCUUCGACGCCGAGCGCAUCGCCGAUGUCCGCCGUCUGGCGGCCAUUGCCCGGCGUCUGGAGGAGGUGGCUCUCAAUGACGUGUACUUCCGCGAUCGCAAGCUCUUCCCGAAUGUCGACUUCUGGACCGGGCUCCUGUACAAGGCUCUCGGCAUUCCCACAGAGUUCUUCCCGGUUAUGUUUGCCAUGCCCCGCCUGGCGGGCUGGCUGUCGCACUGGCGCGAAACGGUCCACGAGAAGCCGGCCGGGCGCAUCUUCCGGCCUCGGCAGAUCUACAUCCCCGGGGGGACGGUUCCGCCGCGCUUCGAGUAAAUGCAUGCACGCGGCGCUCGGCGACGCCUGGGUCGGGGCCUGUGGCGCGUUGGCGCCUGCGACCCGGCUGUUUGUCUUGUCCCUUCCCGCCAUCUCCCUCCCUGGUGCAUUCCUCCCGACAUGGCUCCGGGUGGCUACCAUGGCCUGGUACCCCGCCUCCUUGUCGCACCCUUCCCGCCGCACAGCCGCGCGGGCGCCAUCUCCCUGCACUCAAAUACACAUUUCACAAGUCA